Molecule: messenger RNA, 474 nt
Organism: Rhagoletis zephyria (snowberry fruit fly)
Lineage: Eukaryota; Metazoa; Arthropoda; Insecta; Diptera; Tephritidae
Source: RefSeq, a predicted model, not a curated record
CAAUUGCGUUGUCGACGCGGCGGCGACUGUCUUAUUGUGAAGAGCACGCGCAAAUUUUGCAAAGCUUGCCGUCUGGCUUCCUGUCUUAAAAACGGCAUGAAAAAGGACCUGAUCUCCUCCGUCAAGAAUGAACGCGAACAGCGAGAGUUGCAGUUGAGUCUCAGCGUUGAAGUGGCCCACCUGAAGGCGUACGACUUUGAGCGUUUCACGCAGGUCCAACGGGCGAUGCGCAUCUUCAAGGAGGAGGACCAGCUGCCGCUGGUCAGCCUGGAGGGGCCGGACACGGCGACCAUACUGAACAUCAACCAGUACUACGUCAACGGGACGAUUCGCUACUGCAAGCACUUCGACUGCUUCACCGACCUCUCGCAGGACAAUCAGAUGAUCCUGGUCAAGUGGUUCCACCAGGAGAUGGGCGCCCUCCGGGCGGCCUACAACUACCAGCCGCAGGAGGAUGGAAUUCACGUGCUGGCG